This is a messenger RNA of Humulus lupulus (European hop), 1581 nucleotides long. RefSeq lists its product as uncharacterized. Bases 1 to 1581 code for a protein of 526 amino acids. NCBI's taxonomy places the organism in Eukaryota, Viridiplantae, Streptophyta, Magnoliopsida, Rosales, Cannabaceae. The transcript is spliced from 3 exons. The record is from RefSeq and is a predicted model, not a curated record.
AUGUCCAUCAAGACUGAGGCAGGGGUUUGGGUCGACUCUCCUACAGAUAUAAAAAAGGCCUUUUUGGAUUAUUACCAAGGCUUGUUGGGGACAACCAUGAUGCACAGGAAAAAAGUGUCUCGGUCAAUCAUGAAGCUAGGACCAGUUCUAAAUGCAGCUCUUAUUCAGGAUCUCACAAUAGAUUUUUCAACUCAGGAGGUUAAGGAUGUAAUAUUUGCAAUUCCAGGUUUGAAAGCACCAGGCCCAGAUGGAUAUAGCAGCUACUUUUACCAAGAUAAUUGGAAUCUGGUGGGUUUGGAGGUUACUACAGCAGUGUUAUCGUUCCUAAAUUCGGGUAAACUUCUUAGGGAGAUUAAUAACACAACCAUUACACUCAUUCCCAAGCAUAUUUUCCCUGAUACUGUGUGUGAUUUCAGACCCAUUGCAUGUUGUAAUGUUAUAUAUAAAGCAGCUUCCAAGAUGAUAUGCUCAAGACUUCGGAAAGUUCUACCUGAAAUAAUUACAGAAAAUCAAGGGGGAUUUGUGCAUGAAUGGGACUUUAUUGAAGAAAUGCUCACUGUUUUUCAGUUUCCUCAUGAAUUUAUACAGCUCAUCAUGGUUUGUGUUCGAACUCCCAGUCAUGGAGACUUUAUAUCUAUCCUUUGGAUGCUUAGGGGGCUCAAACUAUUUUCCAAGACUUCGGGACUCUUUCCAAAUGAGGCUAAAUCUGCAAUAUAUUGCAGUGGUAUGACUGCAUCAGAAAUUGACAGAGUGGUGAAGGCCUCGGGAUUCAUUCGAGCUUCAUUACCAUUUAGGUAUCUGGGCAUUCCCAUCUGUUCUAAACGUAUAACUAAUGCUGAAUGUGGGAUCAUACUAGAAAAAAUGGUAGCUAAGAUUAAGCAGUGGAUUUCUAGGAAUCUAUCCUAUAGUGCUAGAGCUACUUUGAUCAAUUCGGUUUUACUGUCAAUACACUCUUAUUGGGCUCAAAUUAUGGUGAUGCCAAAAAAUCUAUUGAAGGAUAUAGAAGCAAUUUGCAGGGCCUUUCUUUGGAAGGGAGUGGCAGAAGCUCAUGCUCCAAGAGUAGUUGCUUGGUCCACUGUUUGUACGCCAAAAUCAGCAGGAGGGUUAGGCUUCAGGAAAAUAUUGGAAUGGAAUAUUGCUGCAUUAGAGAAGUAUGUAUGGGCAAUAGCUUCUAAAAAGGAUAACCUAUGGGUAAAGUGGAUUCAUAGCAUCUAUUUGAAAAGGAUGGACUGGUGGGCUUACACAGUGCAACAAAAUUGCAGCUGGUAUUGGAAGAAAAUUGUUGAAAUUAAGGAUUUCUUUAGAGCUAAACUGGACAGAUCAGCAUUCAUGGCAAUGAAGUAUAGUAUUCAAUUUGGGCACGCAAUACUAUAUGACCAACAUACCAAGGUUCAAUGGAGUAAAUAUGAAUGGGAGAGAUGUAGUAUUCCGAAGCAUAGAUACAUUCUUUGGCUAGCUUUGCAUCAGAAGCUGAGAACCAAAGAGUAUCUCAGUAAACACUGGCACGCAAUGGACACAGAAUGUUUGCUGUGUGGGGAUCACAAUGAAGAGAUUUCUCAUCUAUUCUUUCAAUGUACUUAA